AUGGUCAAUACUUGUGUUGUAUGGGGUUGUAACAAUCGUGCAGUGAAAGGUGAUAUAAAACGACAGUAUUAUGACAUACCCAAAGUAAUUACUCACCAGGGAAACCAGACCGAGGAACUUUCGAGAGAAAGGAGAAUGUUAUGGUUGGCCCGCAUAAAUCGUGCUGACUUUGAUCCAGAUCCCACCAAAAGACACUUUAAAGUGUGUUCCGACCAUUUCAUAACCGUAUUCCUCUUUUUUUCGGGAAAAAAGGCAGAGUUGUACGACAAAAACAAUCCUGACUGGGCAUCCUCUCUUAAGCUUGGUCCCAUGGAACAAGACCCAGCAACUACUCUAUCAACGUGCAAGAGAUACGAACGAGCACAAACCAGACAGAGAAAACAGGUCACUAUGAAGGCAGCAAAAGAAUUGGACUUCCAACCUGAAAGUCAAUAUGAGCAAAGUGAAUGUGAUGGCCAAAAAUGCAACUUUUAUUUACUUGCACAAUUAGAUAUGGGACAGAGUGAACAAACAGAAGAAGAACCUGAUACUGUCCAAAAUCUUCGAGAGGAAUAUCAAAGACUUAUAACUGAAAAUGUGACACGUAAGGAUAAAUUGAAAGCAACAACCUUCACUCCAGAAUCCCUCGAGAAAGAUGAAGAGAAAACAAAACAUUACACUGGGUUAAAAUUCAAAACACUGAUGGCAAUUUUCAAUUUUUCAAAAAUGAGACUGAAAAUAAUGAUCUUGGGGGAGGGAAAUGACAAAAGGUUAACAAUUAAUUGUCAUUGGUCUGCGUUUACGGAAGACGAUGUCCUUGUUUUUAAGUCUUCAAAACACCGCCAGGAAUUUUACGAAGGCUGUUAA
Messenger RNA from Ostrea edulis (European flat oyster), 846 nucleotides. RefSeq lists its product as uncharacterized. The coding region runs from base 1 to 846 and encodes 281 amino acids. The transcript has 3 exons. Lineage: Eukaryota; Metazoa; Mollusca; Bivalvia; Ostreida; Ostreidae. The record is from RefSeq and is a predicted model, not a curated record.